GCUAAACGGAGGACCACGUUCACCACUAACUCUGUGCAACAAAAGGAAUUCAAGGUGGGGGAUGAAGUAUUCGGAGACAUUCAUGAGCAUGCUUUGUACCCAAAAGGAUGUGUGGGUCACUGGCGGAGUACACUACAGUGGAGGAGAAGGUACUAGCUUUGAAGCCUAAGAAUUUGAGUUUUGCCAAGGCAGCUAGCCUUCCUGUUGCCAUUGAAAUAGCGUACGGGGAACUUGAAAGUGCUGGGCCUUCAGCUGGUAAAUCACUUCUUGUUCUGGGUGGUGCUGGUGAAGUUGGAUCUUUUAUCAUUCAGGUCUAUGCAGCUGCUACAGUCUUUCUUGUACCUAUUUUGGAGAGGAAGGGAAAUUUCCUGAGGUGA
Molecule: messenger RNA, 377 nt
Organism: Coffea eugenioides
Lineage: Eukaryota; Viridiplantae; Streptophyta; Magnoliopsida; Gentianales; Rubiaceae
Product: 2-methylene-furan-3-one reductase-like
Exons: 3
Coding region: 108-377 (89 amino acids)
Molecular function (GO): oxidoreductase activity, acting on the CH-CH group of donors, NAD or NADP as acceptor
Source: RefSeq, a predicted model, not a curated record